Molecule: messenger RNA, 1063 nt
Organism: Saprolegnia diclina VS20
Lineage: Eukaryota; Oomycota; Saprolegniomycetes; Saprolegniales; Saprolegniaceae
Exons: 7
Coding region: 108-1001 (297 amino acids)
Molecular function (GO): protein binding
Source: RefSeq, a predicted model, not a curated record
GCGCCGCGUCAGCUUCGAACUUCGAGUGUACCAGAUCGUGACCGUGUCUCUGCGAAAGAUGUCGGCCCACUUCUUGUUUCAAUCCCGACUCGCCUUUGCCGACAAUAAUGCUGCGGCGCGUCGUGGUCCUUCUCUCUGCGGUGGUCGCUGCGGCGCCGGGCACGCUCGUUCCAUGCGCGACCAACUGCCUUCGUCUCUCGAAUGGCUCGACCGUCGCGCUUCUUCCGACCAACGCGAGCGCUAUCGACCUCGUGCAGCAAGGUCUCGAGCGCAUCGCCGGCCUCCCGAGCACCGUCCUCGCCCUAAACCUGUCUCGAAAUGCCAUCACGGCAGUCGAUGCGAGUGCCACCCAACUAACGAACCUGGAUCUCAGCUACAACCUUCUCCAAAGCGCAAGCCCGAUCACGCUACCAACGACCCUCACAACAUUGGACCUGAGCUUCAACAACAUGACAAGCCUGGACAACACGACGUUCUAUUGGCCGCAGUUGCCAUCGCUCCAGAGCUUGAAUCUGCGCGGUAAUUCUCUCUCUCGACUCCACAACGUUCAGUUUCCACCGACGCUGACCCGGCUCGACCUCACCAACAACCCGCUGACCUACAUUGGCAUGGACCAAGCGACGUAUGCGGCGCUCUCGUCGCCGCGGGUCGUGAUCCUUAUGGACCGCAACGUUGUCGGCCGAAGCCCCGAGUGCCCGACCGGCGUUGUGGCGCCGCUUCAAAAUUCGAUUCUGGUUUGCAUUGAAGAUGCCAGCGGCGUCAUGAAGGCUGCGCAAGACUACAUGAUGCGGUAUUUGGUUGUCAUUUCGACGGGCACGUUCCUUGUCGUCAUGCUGCUCCUCUACCGCAAGUACCGGACCGCGUACCUCGCGAGCGAAGACGCCGAGUAUCUGCGAGCAACGUGCACGAGCUCCAUUUUGCACGACGACGACGGCCCCACACAAUUUGUGGGACUUCCAACACCGGACGAGAAGCCAACUCGUGACACGGUCGCGGUCUAAGAUCUUGUUUAAUAUUUUAUUUUAUUUUAUUCGACACCAAAUAUACACUAUUUACGGCAACA